AUGGCAGCAACAAGAGCAGCUGAAGAUUCUGAAGACGCACGCACUCGACUUGAUGGUCAGCGUGCAAGACAAGCAGCUUCAAGAGCAGCUGAAUCUCCAGAACGGAGACAAAGUCGACGGGAAGAUGAUCGAGCCAGACAUGCAGCUUCACGAGCAGCUGAGAAUCCCAUACAGAGACGGACUCGAAGUGAAGAUCAGCGUAGACGACAAGCAGCCUCAAGGGCAGCGCAAUGGACAUUUAUGAAACGGGAAGCGUUUCGGUAUGAUCCAGCCAAUAACUAUGACAGCCAUCCUCAACUUAAUAUUGGACAAAUGAGCAAUGUUUGUCCAUACUGUAAUGCCCUCAAAUGGCAUGCAGAAACACGAGGUAUGUGCUGUUCUGGUGGUAAAAAUUAUGGUACGAAAUGGUGCUGUCAAUCAUAUCUUACAGUGCCGACAACUUUUCCAUCAGUAUGUGGUUGA
Rotaria sordida is the source of this 462-nucleotide messenger RNA. The record is from the annotation of a GenBank genome assembly. NCBI's taxonomy places the organism in Eukaryota, Metazoa, Rotifera, Eurotatoria, Philodinida, Philodinidae.